Messenger RNA from Medicago truncatula (barrel medic), 678 nucleotides. RefSeq names its product vegetative cell wall protein gp1. The record is from RefSeq and is a predicted model, not a curated record. NCBI's taxonomy places the organism in Eukaryota, Viridiplantae, Streptophyta, Magnoliopsida, Fabales, Fabaceae. The transcript has a single exon. Bases 1 to 678 code for a protein of 225 amino acids.
AUGGUCAAAAUUUUUGCACUGUUGCUACUUUUACUCCAACUACCAUUUUUCACUUCAUUUGCUGAAGAGUUUGAAACAGCUCUUUACGAACUUGAUGGUUUUAAAUUUAAGCCUGCCCCUGUUAAACCUAUUGUCCCUGUUAAGCCUGCUCCUGUAAACCCUCCAGUCAUUGUUAAGCCUCCUGUCCCUGUUACGCCUCCAACACCAGUUAAGCCUUCUGUCCCUCUUACACCCCCUGCCCCAAUUUCUCCUCCUACCCCUGUUACCCCUCCUGCCCCUGUAACGCCUCCUACACCUAUUACGCCUCCUUCCCCUAUUACGCCUCCUACCACUGUUACACCUCCUACCCCUAUUAUGCCUCCUUCCCCUGUUACGCCUACGCUAGCACCUGUUAAGCCUGCUCCUGUUAAGCCUAGCCCUUUUACGCCUAAUCCAAUUUCUAUUGAUGUCCCUGUUGUUAUGCCUGUCCUUGUUGAUCAUGUCCCUAUUACACCCACCCUUGUUACGCCUCCUGCCCCUGUUACGCUUCCCCUAAUUGAGCCUAUUGUCCCUAUUAAUGUUGCUCCUGUUGAGUCUCCUGUUGUUUCUACAUACCCUCCAUUGGAUGCCCCUUCUCCAUCUUACUCACCAUUGCCAUCACACCCCUUGUCUAGAAGACUGAUGAAUUUUCACUAUUAG